GGGAUUAUGACUAGCCUAGUGGAUUGUUGCUAUACCUGUACCUAAUUAAGCAGUCAGCUGCCCUUGGGCACCUUAUCAGGAGGGAGCUUCCCAUCCGUACACCUACAUAUAUGGCUACAUGUAUAGGUAGCUGCAUGUAUAGCUACAUGUACGUAUACUUGGCUGCUUGGUCUUGUUCCACCUCAUCCGGGCCAAAGUUAUGUCUACCAAAUUGUAGGUUCUUCGUACCGUAUACUUUCGUAGAAGGUUAGCCUGUUAGGCGCUGUCAGGUCUUAACUCCAGUCUUUCAUACCGCUACAUUGUUAGGUAUCAGCCCAAUAUCUUUACAUAGUAUGUAACUUCGUGUGCUUUUAAACUUGCAAUAACUUACCUAAACCCCAUUACUUCAUAGUAGAAGCCUAUCAUUGAUCUGUCAUAUUUCCUAUUUAUCUAUCUGCCUCUUUUUACCUAUAACUAACCCCCUACUCCUUAUUCUUCACAAUUUGAGUUCACUCGUCAAAUUUUGAUAAUGGCGGACUCGGGCACGAAUAGCUCUGUGAGCAUGACCGAUGUCCUUGAGGCCCUAAAGGGUAUUCAGGAGAACCAGGCCAAAUUAGCAUCAGAAGUCGAGUCUGUCUCCCUUCGACUUGAUACACUUGCUCCCCCCAUCCAAGUACCGAGUCUCGAUAAUGGUAAACUAUCAGCUCUCUCCGCUGGGGCCUCAGCAUCACCGAUCCGGACAACUUUAGCAGCUGACGAACCCGACUCGGGCGAUACCUCACCUACAACAAAAAAAGAUGCAGCUCAAGCACAACGCUCGGGGUUCACGUCUCGAAUUAUACUUACUACUUAUCCCAAGCAGAUUGGUAUUAAUCCACUUCCCCUUCAAUGGGGAGCCCCAGAUGCUCUCACUCGCGGCCCAGUGGUUGUAUCUAGGUCGUCGUCCACAAUUCGAAGGCGUAAUGGUAAGUAUGGUUAUGCUAAGUAUUGUUCACGGAACCUACCAGAUUUCACCAACACCGAACCAGCAGCCAAUAUCGGGCCCUUUCCUCAGUGGGGUGAUGAGAAAAAGAUUGUGGCCAUGGACCCCUGGGGUCACUUAGCUCCGUGGCUGUUUGCUGACACGAUAGAAAAGGAAAAUGUUGAUAUUCGUCCCACAAUCGCGAUAACUAAAGCUCAUAUGAAGCUUCCGGAACUAGAGGAGAGCGUUCGAAGUGGUAGACUUGUCCCCGAUGGAAAGGUCUGCCUGAAUGCCCAGGGUGAGCUUGCAGUGACUAAGUUCGCAGUCGAACCGGUGUGGUAUCUCCCUGGAGUAGCCGAAAGAUUUGGCAUAGACGAGGGAGUUCUAAGGCGCUCACUAUUUGAGCACACUGGUGGCGGGCUAACUGUAUAUUGCUUCGGGGACCCGGCGAAGAUGUCUGACGAAAAGUGCAGACUAGCCUUGCGUAUUCACGAUGAGUGCAACGGUAGUGAUGUGUUUGGCUCCGAUAUCUGUACUUGCAGACCCUAUCUUAUCUUCGGCAUCGAAGAAGCCGUCAAGGAAGCACAGAAUGGCGGUAGCGGCGUGGUCAUCUACUUCAGAAAAGAAGGACGUGCUUUAGGUGAAGUAACUAAGUACCUUGUAUACAACGCCAGAAAACGAGGAGAAGACCGUGCCUCAGACUAUUUCAAGAGGACCGAAAAUGUCGCCGGAGUUAAAGACAUGCGUUUCCAGGCCCUGAUGCCUGAUAUACUCCAUUGGCUCGGCAUAAAGAAGAUCGAUAGAAUGCUGAGCAUGAGCAAUAUGAAGUACGAUGCCAUCGUUGGCCAGGGUAUCCCUAUCCAUGAGCGGGUAGAACUCCCCGAGGAAUUAAUCCCCGCAGAUUCACGAGUUGAGAUAGAUGCCAAGAUUACUGCCGGAUAUUUCACGAACGGCAACAGGAUGACGGCCGAAGAAUUGAAAGCCGUUCAGGGACGGAUGUGGGACGACAUCGAUCACUAAGUACUCCAACUGAGCUGGCUCUGGCUUGCCCUUUACAACCGGCGUAGGAGUUAGUUAAAACUACGUACCUACCUAGGUGCCUACCUGUUAUACUAGGUAGUCACUAAAUGAAAAACCUGAAAUGGCCCAGAA
Molecule: messenger RNA, 2092 nt
Organism: Daldinia caldariorum
Lineage: Eukaryota; Fungi; Ascomycota; Sordariomycetes; Xylariales; Hypoxylaceae
Product: GTP cyclohydrolase N terminal-domain-containing protein
Exons: 17
Coding region: 509-1960 (483 amino acids)
Biological process (GO): riboflavin biosynthetic process
Molecular function (GO): GTP cyclohydrolase II activity
Source: RefSeq, a predicted model, not a curated record